AUGCGUUCGCCAGGUUCGAUGUGGAUCGCCUUCAAAAUCCUGCAGCCGCACCUCUGCUUCGACUUCAGGUCGCUGUCUUUCUACAAGGAUGAUGAAAGGAUUUCGCCGCCGGGGCUCCGCAGGACAAGGCUGUCGAGCGAGCUAGCUGCGCAUGCAGCAGCAGACUUCGUGCCGGCAUGCAGUGGCGGCGAGUCUGCAUGCACGCGCCGUCUCGCCAGGCGUGCUGCGCUCGUGCUGUGUCUUGAUCGCGUUACAUGGGCGAAUCCACAUACAUGA
Molecule: messenger RNA, 276 nt
Organism: Besnoitia besnoiti
Lineage: Eukaryota; Apicomplexa; Conoidasida; Eucoccidiorida; Sarcocystidae
Exons: 1
Coding region: 1-276 (91 amino acids)
Source: RefSeq, a predicted model, not a curated record